GACCUGUCCGUUAGAUCAAAGGCACCUACCUGACACUUCCUGCACAUGAAUGUUUCGGUAGGUUCGGCAGUAUGAUAUUUGUGUAUCUCUGCCAUAUUUGUGUACAUCUCUCGCAAAUGUGUUUACAUUUAUAAACAUGACAGCCUGACGCACUGAAUUGGAUCAUACGUGUAGUUGAGGAAGUUUAAUGGAUGACUAUAGGCAAAACGUGAUUGUUUCUUUUCAUUGAUUUAAGAUCAUACAGCACGGAGAUAAAAGGGAAGUGACAGCUCUGUGUCUGUGGACGGCCCGAGUGCUGACUACGCAAAGAGCUACGAUGCUGUCGUGUUCGAUGUGCUGAAAGUGACACCAGAGGAGUUUGCAAGCCAAAUUACCCUGAUGGACGCCCCUGUGUUUAAGGCCAUACAGCCAGAGGAGCUUUCUAGCUGUGGCUGGAACAAAAAGGAGAAACACAGUUUGGCUCCUAAUGUUGUUGCCAUCACACGGAGGUUCAACCAGGUGAGCUUCUGGUUGGUACGGGAAAUCCUGACCGCUCAAACCCUGAAGAUCCGUGCCGAGAUCCUGAGCCACUUCAUCAAAAUCGCAAAGAAACUUCUAGAGCUGAAUAAUCUUCAUUCUAUGGUGUCGGUGGUGUCUGCAUUGCAAAGCGCUCCCAUCUUUAGACUGAGCAAGACCUGGGCGCUUAUCAGUCGGAAGGACAAGGCCACAUUUGAGAAGCUGGACUACCUGACCUCCAAAGAGGAGAACUACGCCAGGAUGAGAGAGUACAUCCGCUCCCUCAAGAUGGUGCCAUGUAUCCCCUACCUGGGGAUCUACCUGCUGGACAUGAUUUACAUCGACUCGGCCUAUCCUGCGUCUGACAGCAUCAUUGAGACCCAGCAGAGAACCAAUCAGAUGAACAACAUCCUGCGCGUGAUCUCUGACCUCCAGAUGUCCUGCACAUACGAUCACCUCGUGACCCUCCGGCAUGUGCAGAAGUACUUGAUGUCUGUUCGCUACAUCGAGGAGCUUCAGAAGUUCGUGGAAGACGACAAUUUCAAACUGUCUCUGAAAAUUGAACCAGGGAACAGCUCGCCGCGCAUGGCCACAUCCAAAGAAGAUCUUGCAGGUCCGUCUGAGUUGUCUUUUUUGGUCAGGUAUAAGCGACGGCCCACUUGCCCUGAUGCCACUGUGGGGGUUCAUAUCCCCACCCCUCCGCCCUCACGCCACAGGAAGAGCCACAGCCUCGGAAACACUAUGAUGUGGCAUUUCAGUUUGGUUGAGAGUAAAAGUGCGACGUUCCCCAUAGAGAAACCACGUCACCUGCUGGACGACAGCUUCCUGGAGUCCCAGAGUCCUGCGAGGAACAACCCACACAACUCAACCGUGUCCAACGGCAUCCCUAUAGGCAGCAGUCAGAGUUCGUUCUGUGAUGAUCUUUCUCCAGGGCUCGAGAGGGGCCACAUGUCCUCGACUCUGGGCCCUAACUGGAGGGUUCCUCUCCGCAGCUCCCCCAGAGGUCGCAGCCAAGGCCACAGUCCGUCAGUAGCUGAGCCCAGUCUGGCUCACGGAGAGUCAGGUGGAGUCACGAUGCAGGGACCGCUGAAGAGGAAAACCCUGCUGAAGGAGGGCAGGAAACCCAAGCUCUCCUCGUGGACGCGGUAUUGGAUCACACUUUCUGGUUCCACUCUCUUAUUCUACGAAUCCAAAGCCCUGCGAGCCACAGAACGGAAACAUUACAAGUCUUCGGCGUGUAAGAAAGUGUGUGUUGUGGGCUGGAUGGUGGUGCUGCCGGAUGAUCCGGCUCAACCCAACAUCUUUCAGCUCAACCAUCCUGACAAAGGGAAUGUUUACAAGUUACGGACAAGUGAUCGGUUCACUGCGAUCAUGUGGCACAGGCACCUGGACGAGGCCUGUCACAGAAGAAGACCUCAGAUACCAGCCAAUCUCAUGUCGUUUGAGUAAACAGACUUGUUUAACUCUUGACUGAAGACAUUUAUAAAGUGCCAAAGGCCUACAGAGAACAUGGUUGGUUCAACAAAAGGACGAAGAAAGAGCAAAAACCCUUCAAUGCUGAAGAGUCCACUGAGCCAAAGGUCUCGCUCUGAUCCGCUGGCCCUCCACGAGCCCCACACACACAUCUAACAUCAGGAUGUGUUUCAGAGCCGGACGUGGAGGUUUGCACACUAGUAUGUGGUACAGUAGGAGGACAGGUGAACCUGGCCCCUUACAGCUCCAUCAUGUCUUCACAAUGGAGACCUUUUCAUCUCAAGGUGUUUGUGUGGCUUCAGUGAAGUACAUUAAGGGAAUUAAGCUCGAGAUGGGAUUUUUGUGCUGAUAUAAGUGAGUUUCAGUAUGAAAGAGAAAUCAUGCCGCCUGUAGCAUAUAAGAAUAAAAAGCCAAACUAACAUGCAUUUGCUCCUGCAAAGAGCUAUAACAAAACAAACCACCGAUGAAGACCUAAACCAGCUAAUGAGACUCACUGGUUUAGUUACAGACUAAUCAAACAGUGAUUUUUAUUUCUGGUUAAUGUUAUGAUGUGAUGAUGCUGCUUGAAGGCGGUUUGUGUGACUUGCUAACAUCAGGGAUUCUGAAUCUACUUUCUGUUUUAGUCAUUUUAUACUCAUGAAAGCUUGUUUUGGGCUUUAAGUAUUAACAGAUCAUUAGGCAUUUCCUGUCAAAUGAAGGUUUUUUCACAACUUAAACCAGCUUAAACAUGUUGUGCAAAAGGUUUGUGUUUGUCACUUUUGAUAGUGUUCUUUGUACAUUAAUGAGACAAUACCAUUUUUAAAAUACAAGCUUAUUUCCAUUCAGCCCAUCUCACAAAAACAAGAUCUGCUUUUUUCAAAAACGUACCAUUUCACAUCUUACCCCAAAAUAAAUAGAACAAAAUUAGUUUAAUAAUAUUUUGCUUAAAGAAAAUUAAGCCUGUUUUUAGGAUCUUUAGUGUUUUCGACAUUAUUUUCAUGACAAUUAAACACAUCUUACCCUCAAAUUCUCAUUAGUGUAAUACAAACAACAUCACAUUCUUUAAAUUUUCUGUAUUUAUAUUUCAUAGCCAUAUUUAUUGAACUUCCUUUCAUUUAUGCAUGAUUUUGUUUUUUAUUAAUGCACUUUUUAUAUUUUAAUACAAUUAAACUGUGCUUAAAAUGUAAUUGAAAGUAGUGUCGCUAGCUUAAAAAAAUACAUAAGAAUAGGUUAAAUUUUCUUUAUGCAAAACAUAAUUCCUUUUUGUUUGUCUUUUGAUCUUUGGUGUGAAAUUGUUAUGAGGUUUGUCUUGUUGUUGCAUGGAUCAAUGCUGCGGAAUGCUUGAAUAUAUGCAAUGAUGUGGAACUGAAAGAAUAUUGAUUUUGAAGAAUUUGUCAUUAUUUACUCCCUCUCAUGUCGUUUAAACCCGUUUGAUGAUUUAUUGUCUGUGGAACACGAAAGGAAAAAAUUCAUAAAAAGUUUCUUCAUGCAACUUUUUCCAUACGAAGACAAUGAAAUUGAUUUGAAAAACACAAAAGUACUCCAUUUCUGACAUUCAAAUCAUAUGACUUCAGAAUACAGUUUUGCAUAUACUUCUACCUGAGAUUUUUUGUAUUUUUUUUUUUUUUUGAUAGUGGGUCACAAUGACCUGUAACAUGGAAAGAAAAGUGCUUUAACAUUGUAAAGGCUAGUGAUUACUAGUCUUUGUUGAGAGUAUUGUUUAUCUGGCAUCAGUUUUGCCUUUCUGUAUAUGAAUUCAGCUUUAAACAGGCCACAGUUUUUGUUGAAGACGAAACACACACAUGUACAGCUGCACUGCAUCUAUGUUAUGUUCGUUUGUGCUGGAACUAUGAAUGAACACUUGUUAUGUUGCCAUGUAAAUAUGAUGCUAAAUUAUUUCUUGUUUGCCGUCGUGGUGCACUGCAGUUUAUCAACUAAAAGGCUGUAAAAACAUUAUAUUCCAGUGAACAC
This is a messenger RNA of Carassius carassius (crucian carp), 3918 nucleotides long. Its product is annotated as ras-specific guanine nucleotide-releasing factor RalGPS1-like. Gene Ontology annotation, cellular component: plasma membrane. The record is from RefSeq and is a predicted model, not a curated record. Lineage: Eukaryota; Metazoa; Chordata; Actinopteri; Cypriniformes; Cyprinidae. The transcript is spliced from 19 exons. Gene Ontology annotation, biological process: Ras protein signal transduction; positive regulation of GTPase activity. The coding region runs from base 379 to 1944 and encodes 521 amino acids. Gene Ontology annotation, molecular function: guanyl-nucleotide exchange factor activity.